Molecule: messenger RNA, 8113 nt
Organism: Acanthoscelides obtectus
Lineage: Eukaryota; Metazoa; Arthropoda; Insecta; Coleoptera; Chrysomelidae
Source: the annotation of a GenBank genome assembly
CUUUGCUGCCUCCACAACACAGAACAGGAAGGAUGUCAGAAGGCAAAUUCAUGCCUUUAUAAAUGUAAUAUAUGUGUAGUACAGAUAGACCGUAAUUGAAGCUGAGAUCAACCAAUAAGCAGUCAUCUGCUACGACCAACAGCGAAUCAACGGAAGACGUUAGGACCUAUCGCUUUGUGCAUGGAGCAAAAUGUGUUGAUUCUUACUUUGAACUUCUGUUCUUCUGAUUCGUAUCCAUCUGUGGAACGAAAUGAGACGUUUUGUAUUUCUGACACAUGACCUGUGACCCCGAAACUUGCAAGGCAAAUGACGUUUGUUGUGGAUGGUGGAGAUUGUGGAAUUUUGCUUUUGCUGUUACAGAAAAUUGGUAGUUUCCACAUACGCAUACAUUUAAAUGGCCUUUUUUUAAAGUUGAAGAAAUAACGGAGAACUAAUUAUUACCCAGACAUAGGUGGCCCCUUUAAAGACAACAGCUCGUCAGCCUAUUGUAUUUAACCAUGUCCCAUCACAGUGAUGACAAUAUGCUUAUCGCAACCAGUGAUUCCUUUUGGGAGCCGGGGAACUAUAAAAAGACCACAAAGCGCAUUGAGGAUGGAUAUAAACUAUGCCAGGAACUAACAGCACUGAUCAAUGAAAGAGCAGAAAUAGAAAAGAAUUACGCAAAGUCAUUGAAAUCCUGGUCAAAAAAAUGGAAUGAUGCUAUAGAAAAGGGGCCGGAAUAUGGAACUACAGAAGCAGCUUGGAAAGGUGUUUUAGUUGAGGCUGAUAGGCGAUGUGACUUGCAUUCCAAAAUUAGGGACAAUCUGGUGAAUGAUGUUUUGAAUAAGAUUAAGCAAUGGCAGAAAGAUACUUAUCACAGGUCGAUGAUUCACAUAAAAGAAAAGAAGGACAUGGACGAUUCAUUCAAGAAAGCCCAGAAACCAUGGGCUAAGCUUUUACAGAAAGUAGAAAAAGCGAAAACAGACUAUCACACUGCAUGCAAAACAGAAAGGUCGGCCGCAAACCAAGAGCGAAAUGCUGCUGGGGAUACCUCACUAUCUGUAGAUCAGGUUAAGAAAAUGCAGGACAGAGUUCAGAAAUCGAAAGAAGAAGUACAAAAAGGUCGAGAAAAGUACGAAUCGGCCUUACACGAAAUCAAUCAGUACAACCCCAAAUACAUGGAAGAUAUGACGGUGGUGUUUGACAGAUGUCAAGAGAUGGAAGCACAACGACUAAACUUUUUCAAGGGGAUCCUUUUCGAGAUACACAAGUAUCUUAAUGUUUCUCAGGACCCGACGUUGAGCCAAAUCUACGAAGAGCUCUACCACACAAUCAACAACGCAGAUUACGAGAAAGACCUGAAAUGGUGGUCGAACAACUACGGCGUCAACAUGGCGAUGAAUUGGCCACAAUUCGAGGACUACACCGAGGAAUUUCGAGAUAUACACAAGGGGAAAUCAAAAGACUCGUCGCCAUCUGGGAUCACGCUGAUUAAUCAAAGACCAGUGGGAGAAGACUUGCAUGAUUACUCGAUAUCGACGAUACAGAAGUCUGAAAAGAAGGCUGCGGCUGCAGCGCCACCUACCGGCGCAUCGAACGCCUCUACGAAGUCAGCUGCAUCGACAACCUCACAAAGUGCGCGCCAAAAUGGCGUCAAGGACGGCACGGCAAAAGCAGAGGGAACGCCAAACGAGACGCCUCGAAUUACGAACGGUAGUCCAAGCAAAGCAAACGACUCGAAUCCAUUCGAAGAAGAAGAUUGGGAAGAAAAUGAUGCCUUAGUCGAUAACGGCGAACCUGGUGUACCUGUUAAAGCGUUAUAUGAUUAUGAAGGGGCGGAGAAUGACGAACUCAGUUUUAAAACAGGUAAGAAGAAUAGUGGUGAAAUUGAAUACGAGUAUAUACAUACCUUAAAUAUGAAUAUUCGAAAUGAAAAUAAUUUAAAUGCAGGCUCGUUCUAGUAAUCAUUUUCAAACGGCUUGCAGCCAUCGAAGUUGGUCAGUUAUGCGAAUUUUUAAAAGAAUAUUGCUCAUUUAUGUGUCAAACUGGAUUUGUUAACUGUUUCGAAUCAUCCACAACAGUAAAAAAUUAGUGGCCAAGUUAAAACAAAUUCUCAUAUAUUCGUGUAGAUUGAAACAAACACAAUGCGGCUGUCUUAAAAUGCAUCUUCUAGCAAACGUAUGCAACUGUGCAAAUAUCUAUAACCUAUUUUUGUCACUUCAAGUGAAAUCACGAACUAUCACGUAAACUCACGAGUUUUAAACUUGGAUGCAGGUUUCUGUUAAUCCAUCAAUUUGGAGUUGCAUGAUAUCUCAUGAGUUCACGUGACGUGACGAUAUUGCGAUUUCGCCUCAACACACAAAAACCAAUUAGUUUUUGUGUUGUUAAUUCUGUAUUUGUUAAAUGUUUUCGAUUUUUUUAUACAGGUGAGCGCAGAUUAGAAAGGUAACUUCAGUUUUCAUUAUUUAGCUGCUACCAAGCAUUCAUUUCUAUCAUUGUAGCUUAUUUUUUAAUGCUGAACUGGACUUUAGUGAUAAUGAUAGAAUAAGAAGCGUAUCUUACAAUCUCUUUGCUUGAUCUAUCAUAAUGUCUUAUCUAUUCAAGAGUUACCUUUCUGAGGUAUCUUUUAGUUUGGCUAGAUUCUUCGUAUCAGUUUAACUGAUUGAUAAUAGACUUUUUCAUAUCGCUAAUUUGAUAAGUAAACCAAUGUAAAACAAAAUAUCUAAAAUACGUUUUUGGUCUGACAUACGAGGAGAGAGGAUUGUGCAACAUCUUGUUUAUUUUAUUGAGAUAUCAAUGUGGCUAAAUAACGUUUAAAUAGUCUUUUUAUAAAACUACUUUCCAUUUUCCUUGGGACACCCUGUAUAAAAGAUACCCUUAUAUUUCAUUCCGCGGUUUUUGGCUAGUCACGCGGUAAAACUACCCUCAUCACUUUUAUACAUCAACCUCCCUCAUACGUAUGCACACUGCCUGUGUCUGCGCACAUUUGUUUGUGUAAGCUCGGAUAUAGGAGGUCUGUGGUUAAAAUUGAUGAGACUGGGCUUGGAGGGGAGACAGGGGAACAGCUGAUCCGCCUUUAUGAACUAGCACGAAUCACUUGACAUGGACGUACCAUUUUCAUUUUUAUUGAUCUUCAUAAUAUAAUACAGCAGUAGGUGGAAAUGCAACUAACGGACAAUACCGAUGGAUUUUGCCAAAGUUAUAUUUUAAGAAAGUGAAUUAAAGUAAUCAAUUCAUUUGUUCAGAAGCAGCUGCGAUAAGAUCGGUUUGCCCAGUGCGCUAUUUUCCUAUGGAACUUUCGCUCCGCACAUGGUUCAGAAUUGGUGACGUAACCGCAAAAAGUGUGGCAAGAACUAUACGUCAUUAUGACAGUUGACAUUUGCUGAGAAUAAGCCAACAAAUGAUAAUUCGGAUUUUGCCGGUCUAAUUCAGGCUAUAUUUUUUUUACUUCCACAGACUCAAUAAACAAGAUGUUUGCUGAGUCAUGAAAAAUGUUCAGUGCGGUAAUUUUGCAAUAUCUGGAUUAUUAUAUCUUAUACCCUAAUAGUAUCCAUUGAUAAAAUGAUGCACUCGUGCAUGCUCAUAUCCAGGCGUUGUACUAAUAACAUGUGUCUUAAAAGUUUUGGCACAAAAUAUUCAUCGUGAUAUUAUUUUGUGUUUAUUAAAAUUAAAGCAAAUGAAUUUUAUGCCAAAACCUUUAGGACAUACGUUACUUGAUAAUGUUGAUACAUUCUGAGACAUUUUAGGUGUGCGCGUUGAAAAUUAGCAAAAAUAAAACUUAGUAAUUGAGGAAUGUUUCUUCAAUUCUACGUAAUUGUUCAGUGGUUUUUCUCCAACAAUCACAAUUUUAUUCGAUACAGGAGACGUAUUCGAGAAGCUCGAAGACGAGGACGAGCAGGGCUGGUGUAAGGGAAGAAAAGACGGUAGGGUGGGACUCUACCCGGCCAACUACGUGGAAGUGGUGUCGUCCCACUAACGUCUCGCCACAACACGCGAAGAUGAGUCGAUUGUUAUUUUUUGAAAAGAGUGCACGUGAAAUUGACUGGCGGUGUUGAUCACCACAUGUCUUCGAGAAACUCUAGAUGCGUAUGUAGAUACGCGGGGUGAGAGGAAUCUGAGUCGAUUUGUGUGAAGGUACUGGGUAGAUAGCAUGCUUCUUUUUCAGUUUACACUUCACCAAACCAAUUUAAAUUAUUAAUAAUUUUAAUCUUCAUAUAAUCUAUUAUUAGCUAUUUAUAAAAGUGCAACUUGAAGAACCUAUGAACUAUGAACAUUACAUCUGGGUAUUGAGGAAUUGAUGUAAAAUUAACAUUUUAUGGACAUUUUAUUGACAUAUGAAGCAGUUAGCAAUGAGCUGCCAUUAACUGUUUGAAAUACAUAAAAUAUUGUGCUACAACUACAGCAAAUUGAUCUUAGCUAUGGUAACAAUACUCGGGGGCAUUUUUAAUUUCGCAUUCAGAAAUUGAAAGAUUCUCUAUUUUUGUAGUCAGCAUAAAAACAUUGUCUUAUAUAACGUCCAACUCAGAUUGCAGUAGUUAUUUCAAGUGUUGCCUUCCACAGUAACGGAGUCAAGUUGUAUGAAAGUUAUUUUUGUUAGCGUUUUUCUAGAAUCUAGAACUAUACAGCUAUCAUUGUCAGUCGACCUCCGGCAAACAGCAAUUUUGUGUGGUUGACUGAUUGUAAUAAAUCCGACUUUAUCUGCAAUACUGCGGUGAUGUGUACUUUAUCAGUAGGACUUCCAGGCGUUGUUACUUUUCUGUCCACGGAUUUCUUGAAGAGUAAUAUUUUUUUCCUUGAGGCUUGAUGUUUCUUGGACACAAUGGAUUUCUUCUUGGAACAAUGAUGCUUCCUUGAGGAACACUCAAUGGAGGAAUUAAAUUUUCAUUUCACAGUUGGCUGUAACAGUUGUCAUCACAAGCUGCCAUCGAUGUCAGAGGGACUUUUCUUUGCUGGGUGUAUCUAUUUGGCAUUUUGAUUAUAAAAUUUGGAUGGUUUGGUGUUUUGGGCUAAAUAUCAAUAUCGCAAAGUCAUAAUGUUUACAUCCUCGAAUUACAGUUCAAUCACAGAGAAGUAACGAACUGAAUAUAGGCAAUCAGUUGCAGUUGCACCAACGUUCUUUUCUGGUUGCAGAUUAUAAAUUACAUAUGCCCAAUUCAACUGCUAAGGUAUUGCACAAAAAAACAUUUUAUACGUGAAUUUUGUUAUUAUCAAUAAAAAAACAGUUUAUCGAGGAGAGUAAGCAUUUAAUCGAGGUACUAGACAGACAUAAAGGGAUCUCUAAGAAUAAAAAAGAUAGCAGCAGUAGAACAGUUCUGUGUUACUGGUUGCUCCUAUUCAGUUUUUCACUUCACUGUGAUUGCGCUGUAAUUCGGGGAAGCAAACACAUUAUUAUUUUGCAAUUGAAAAAAUCUUUCUGACGUCGAUGACAGCUUGUGAUGACAGCUGAGUCAUUGUUUCACUGUUUCCAAGGAAGUCUCAAGGAAUGUCUCUUAAUCUAACCCUAAAUAAAGUAUGCUGAUGAGCGUGAUCGAUGGACUACGAGAACUAUCCAUAUUUAUUUGUUGCUUGAAAACGUAACGUAGUGAUAUAGAAGGGUCCCUUAUUUAUUUUUACGUCCACUAUUGCUUUACUUACCCUAUAUCCGAUCGUAGUUAAGUUUUUGAGUCCGCAGCGCUACGCACCUUGGUCAUUGUUUGCAUGCCGUGGGCCCUAGAUACAUAGGUAACUAUUCUCGCGCGGUUUUAGAGAACUGUUACCUCAAAAAAAUAUGAUCCCUCUUUCUCUAUUUGACUAUAUAGAUAAUUGGAGAUGGACAGGAUGUUUCCGAAAUUGAAUGUCAUGAUAUUAAAUAUUACUUAUAUCGUGAUUUUAUUCUGAAUCUAAAUCCCUUGAAGCGGUGUGACUGAAACAUGCAAAUAAUAUAAUGUCAAACAAAUCCUCUAUUUGUUCUAUCCAGAACUUUCGUACAUAUCAGCUAGUUUUAUUCACCCUGUAGAGCUAUUGCUCACCCAAUCUGAUUCUAGAUAUAUGUUGUGUAAAUGAUAUUAAGGGUAGCUGUUAAUUUAUGGAUAAUUAUUAUGUAUACAUAGAGUGGUUUCAGUGAAAAAACGUGCAUUUUAGGGAGUUUCUAGAGCUCCAUGAUGAACCAACAACUUGUAAUUUUUAGAGUUUCUAUCGAAUUGAUUAUUGGAAAUGCUCGAUGAAUUUCGAUGUGAACAUAAAGCACCGAAUAACAAUGAGAAUAUUCGGUUUUUUGAGAUAAUUGAUUUUCCAAAGAUGUGACUACAAUGGACCUAAUGAUUCAAGAACACUGCCAUAGAACCUAGAAGUCUAUAAAUAUGAAAUACAAUUACUGAUGUGUUCCAGAAUAUUUUCAAUUAGUCAAUCUUCCAAAAAAACGAAUGGUUAUAUAGCAAUAAUAUACAAAUUGGUUCAAGAUUUCAACAUGCUAGCACUGUACUUAACAGAUAGACUGAUGAAUAUGAAUCUACUGUAAGGCCUAUACAUAUACAGGGUGUUUUCAUUCAAACAAAUUAUAAACUUAUAUUUUAUGUAUCACUUUUGAAGUCGAGGAAAGUGGCUUGAAGUCUUGAACUUGUAAUAUUUCUGUAUAAAUGACAGAUUCAUUAAUGACCAACGGUAUUAGAUGUGGAAAAUGAUUUAUCUCUGACAGCAAAUUAACUCUAGAAGUGUAUCAAUUGAGGUACUCAAGACCAGGUAGGUGCCCAAUUUGCAUUUGAACUGCCAUAUCGUAUGGGAAACACUGUAAGUAUAUUUUGGCUCUAAUAACUUUUUAUCGAAUAAAUUACGCGUUUAUUAAUAUUUGUAGAUAAAGAAGUGUUGUCUCUCGUACUACUUAUAACAUUUCUAUUGAUCAUUCGGUAGAAACUACUUAUGAAGUUAAAUGUAACUACUACUUGCCAAACUAGAGUUGAUGCAAUCACUGUUUACUAUGUAGCAACUUUUUUAACAGAGUAUUGAAAAGUACCUGUGCUUACAAAUCCACGUAAAAAAUGUACACACCCACACUCACAUUGGAGAUGGACGACAAGUUUGAAAGAAUAUGCGUUCAACUCCAUAUGGGGAUAUUGUAAAAUUGAUUCACACCUCAAAAAGUCUUCCAACUAAACUGAUUGUUUUUGAACGUAGAUAUUUCAUAUAGAGAUAUUUAUCUUGAAAACAUCCACCGUAAAUCGUAAUUCAACUAGGCAAAUUAUCACACAAUAUUGAUAUGACAGAAGAGUUCUUUCGAUUUUGUCUUGCAUCUCUCGAAACCGAAACAGCACUAAAAGGAGUAUCACAAGUAAAUUAUGUAAAACAAUUGUUACUGUUGUUGAUGGAAAUUGAAAACAUGUUGUUUUUAAGAAUGCUGAUAGUAUUUUGGACCACUGUUGGUGCUUAGUAAUUCCACGACAUAGGAAUUUAAUGGAGAUAGAUAUUAUGGUAGUUUGUGAAAUAUCAGUGAUAGAUAAUGCAAGUUAUCAAAUAAGUAUCAGUCUUCGAUUGACAGUGGUGUAGGUUGAUCGAAGACAUCAGAUAUUAAUAUCUAAGAUAGAAAAGAGGUUGACGACCGAUUUAUAUGGGACACACUUAUUGAGUAAUGUUGACAAGUGUUUCAACUCAUAUUUUUCAUUGCUAGUUGUCAAUGAAAUGGAGUAACGAAAAUAAUAGCUGAGGUAGCAAAUCUAGAUAAUUCAUGAUAGUUUGUUCUGAUUUUUAAUUAACAAAAUAUUGUGUUGACACUUUUGUAGUUCUGGAAAAUUCUGUUUUCAACGGUUUUUUGGAGCUGACACACUUGUUGACUUACUUAUAUAUCAAUAUAUACUGACACAUAAACACAUUGCUCAUAUUAUUACUUUUUGUGUUAUUGGAGUAUAUAAUGUAUCGUACAUAUAUUUAUUUUAUUAUAUCACUGGAAUCACUUGACACAGUAUUUAUGGAGUACUAUUAUUAUAAACUAGGUGUCCAAUGGGAAGGACUUUAAAUAACAUAUAUAUUUUUUGUUAUAUAUUGUCAGAUUAUUUUAAGAAAUAUGUACCCUGUAUAGAGCAAUACAAUAACUAAUGGUAUUAAAUUAAAAUGUUAUGUUUGUAAAAAAUACACACGUAAAAGAACAGGAUUUUCGACAAUUUCA